This is a messenger RNA of Coregonus clupeaformis (lake whitefish), 2975 nucleotides long. RefSeq names its product starmaker (gene stm). NCBI's taxonomy places the organism in Eukaryota, Metazoa, Chordata, Actinopteri, Salmoniformes, Salmonidae. The record is from RefSeq and is a predicted model, not a curated record. The coding region runs from base 93 to 2120 and encodes 675 amino acids. The transcript has 22 exons.
ACCCAUUGGGUUCCCUCCAGCCAGACUUUAGACCUACUGGAAACUAUAGAGACACCUGAGUGUCGCCCCACUGGCUAAACUAUCCCGUCACAAUGUUGUCACGAACGCUGACUGUUCCUUUGAUCUUUGCUUUGGCUGGUCUUGCUAUCUCAGCCCCCGUUACUGAUGGAACAGAGGCAGACAAUGAUGGUGCCAAAGAUGGCGGAGCCCCCACUAUCAGCCCGGAAGUUGCAGCAGCAGCUGGAGUCUCCGCAGGGACCACAGAUGGGACUGACUCCAGUAAAGAGCUAGCAGGAGGUGCAGUGGAUUCCUCAACUGAUACAACAGACACCCCAGAUGCCAGUAGCAGUGAUACAUCCACAGACACAAACAACAGAGAUACCAGUGUGGAAACCACAGGCAAUCCUGAUGCCUCUGAUGCCCCAGAUGCAGCUGAAGCAGCAGGCAGCCAAGAUACAACGGAUGCAGCUGAUGCCUCUGAGGCUGUGACAGAGACCGUAGACACUUCUGAUAUACCAGAUACAGAUGGUGCUGAUGACAGGGGGAAGGUGUCAGCAGAGGUGUCAUCAGAGGAUUUGGACACAACAGAUGUGGAUAAGUCUCCAGGAAAUGACUCCACAGAGUCUCCAGGAAGUGACUCCACAGAUGAAGCGCUGACAGACGUGCAAGCGGACUCUGCUGAUGUGACCAGUGAUGACACGGAUGAGGCCACAGAGACGGACAAAGAUGGUGACAAGAGUGACGACAAGACUGAUGCAGAUGCUGCCACAGACAAAGACGACAGUGUUGAGGAUAAGGACACUGAACUAGAUGCUAAGGCCCCUGCAGAAGAGAAAGACAGUGCAGAAGAAACACAGACAGAGGAAACGGCGGACAGCGACAGCAAACAAGACGCUGCAGACUCAGACGCUGACACAGACGAAAAAGACGACAAGAACAACUCAGAUGACAGCAAAGACAACAGCAAGGACACCACAGAAGAAGACGACAAGAACGACUCAGAUGACAGCAAAGACAACAGCAAGGACACCACAGAAGAAGACGACAAGAACGACUCAGAUGACAGCAAAGACACCAGCAAGGACACCAGAGAAGAAGAUGACAAGAACGACUCAGAUGACAGCAAAGACAACAGCAAGGACACCAGAGAAGAAGACGACAAGCCAGACAAAGAUGAUAAGAAAGACAGCGACAGCGCAGACAACAGCAACGAUGACAGCGAUGAGGUGAUCCAGGUCCCCAAGGAGGAACCAGAGAAGCAGGAAAUGAACCUGGAGGAGGGAGGAGUGAUUGGCAGCCAGGAAGAGGCUGAAGUAGCAGACAUGGAGGAGAGAAGUGAUGUGGGGGACCAGAAGCCUGGCCCUGAAGACAGCAUCGAGGUGGGAAGCCCUGUAGGGAGCCAAGAUUUUGAGCCUCCACAGGAUUCGGAGGAGGAGGCGGAGCUGGAGGCAAAGGAGGAGGAGGAGCUAGAGAAGGCGGAGGCGGAGGAGGAGAGGAAACUAAAAACAUUAGAGUCUGACAGUGAGGAGGACAGUAAGGAGGACAGUAAGGAUGAGAGUGCGGCUGAACCAGACUCCAACAGUAAGAAGGACAUUGGGACCAGCGAUGCCCCUGAACCACAAGAGGAUGACAGUGAAGAGGACACUGAAGCCCAGCCAGAGGACACUGAUGAUAGCAUGAUGAAAGAGCCCAAAGAUUCUGACAGUGCUGAGUCUGACAAAGAUGAUAUGGACAAAGAUGAUAUGGACAAAGAUGAUAUGGACAAGGAUGAUAUGGACAAAGAUGAUAUGGACAAGGAUGAUAUGGACAAAGAUGAUAUGGACAAGGAUGAUAUGGACAAGGAUGAUAUGGACAAAGAUGCCUCUGACUCAGAGGAUGACCAUUCUGAAUCUGAUGCAGAGCCAGACUCACACACAGAUGACGAUGAGAUGGAUGGGGCAGAAACAAUGACUCCAGAUUCAGAAGAGAUAAUGAAGUCUGAUGAGAUGGACUUGGCUGUCGAGGCAACUGAAGCUGUUACAGCUGACAUGCUGGACCAACCAGACCAACAGGAUGACACGACACAGGGUGCCUCGCAGGCCGCUGAUGCUGCUGCCACCGCCCCAGCAGCCCAGUCUUAGCCCUGUGGGUUGAGACGACAGCACACUGUGGAUGGAGUCAGACAGUUUGAUAGACCCAUCAUGGUGAAUCCCACAGAAAACUGACAACAAGCAAUAUCAACAAAAACUUUAGUCAAAUGUUGCUCUUAAGUUCCUUAACCCUCUUUUGCCCCUCAAAAUGGUGAAGGUGUGUGCAGUGUCUACGAGGAUAAAAUUAAAUUAUUCUACUUUUUUGGUGUACAUUACAUUUUUACCCACUUUUUGACUGUAUUGUUUUUUGGGUAGUUUGAUAUUGGACCAUGAAGAAUGUAGUUUUUUCAACUUUGUUUUUGUUAAAGACAGUUUAUUUAGUUACACCCCUGUCGUAUCAACUAGCAUAUUGAUAAGAUGUCACUAUGUUCUCUUACAAUGCCCUUGAGAUAACCAGAAGUCUGUUUUUUAAGAUAACAUUCAGUCAUUGUUGGUUUUCUAUGUUUCUGCAAGGUUUCUACUGUUUUCUCUUGCUUUCCUAUUAUGCAUUGCUGUCUCAGUCCUUGACAGAAAGCUCAAUUGGCACUUUGUCCUUCUAACCAAUAACGGCUGCUACAUUUGAAAAAUAACUCCAACUGACUCUCAGCUCAACAUUCGUUUUUUUUAUUAUGAAAAACACAAGGUCAUUUAUACAAAAUGAAGUGUACAUACAUUUUAUGACGCGAAAAUGUCUUUGAUAAGGUAUACAAAACAAAUCUAGAGAAAGUACUAGAAAAAUGUGAUCUAUAUUGGUCGGAAAAAUUGUAAAAUAACAAUUGUAUAGACAUAAUGAGAAUGUCAUUUUAAUAUGUACACGGGGGAAAUCUAAUAAAGACUGAGUUGUCGGCAAGUUUUUGGGGAUAAAAA